AUGGCUACUAGCUUUAAGUUCAAGGCUCUUGCAUUGUUAGUUCUCCUCAGCAUUAGCUUUUGCCUUUCCUUCGCAAGUUUCUUGAAGGAGAAUAGCAGGUCAAACUCAGGUUCUAGCUACCACAUAGCUGAUGACAGUGGGGGUGAUGGAGGUGGUGAAGGCGGUAAUGAAGGAAGUGGUGGUGAUUGGCCUGGCAAUGGAGGAGGCAGCAACGUCAGCAGUGAUGAUGGAAGUGAUGGCAAUGGCCAACACGAUGGAGGCGAAGGCGGUUGUGAUGGUGGAAGCACUGGCGGUGGCAACGUUGGUGGCAGUUGUGGUGGCGGCGGCGACGCCGUCGACGGAGGCAGAGACAACAAACUUAAAGGCUGA
Molecule: messenger RNA, 369 nt
Organism: Dendrobium catenatum
Lineage: Eukaryota; Viridiplantae; Streptophyta; Magnoliopsida; Asparagales; Orchidaceae
Product: spore wall protein 1-like
Exons: 1
Coding region: 1-369 (122 amino acids)
Source: RefSeq, a predicted model, not a curated record